AUCGCAUUAAAGCUCGGCUCUCAUGAUGGCGGCAGCUAUGGAUGUGGACACACCGAGCGGAACGAACAGCGGAGCCAGCAAGAAGCGAUUCGAAGUGAAGAAGUGGAAUGCUGUGGCGCUGUGGGCCUGGGAUAUCGUGGUGGACAACUGCGCCAUCUGUCGGAACCACAUCAUGGAUCUCUGUAUCGAGUGCCAGGCCAACCAGGCCUCUGCCACCUCUGAGGAGUGCACUGUAGCCUGGGGUGUCUGCAAUCACGCCUUCCAUUUCCACUGUAUUUCUCGCUGGCUGAAAACCAGACAGGUUUGCCCUCUGGACAACAGGGAGUGGGAGUUUCAGAAAUAUGGACACUAGCAGUAUUAUUGCUAAAAGCUUCAUUGCUUCAGUUAGCAUCUUUCAUCGUUCAGCCUGCAUCCUUAUUUCUUUCCUCUCUGAUCCCGCCCACUUUUAACGCUCACAAUGUUGUAAGUUCAUAAUAAACGUAAAUGUUCUCACGAUA
Messenger RNA from Limanda limanda (common dab), 497 nucleotides. RefSeq names its product ring-box 1, E3 ubiquitin protein ligase (gene rbx1). NCBI's taxonomy places the organism in Eukaryota, Metazoa, Chordata, Actinopteri, Pleuronectiformes, Pleuronectidae. Gene Ontology annotation, biological process: protein ubiquitination; ubiquitin-dependent protein catabolic process. Gene Ontology annotation, molecular function: zinc ion binding; cullin family protein binding; ubiquitin protein ligase activity. The coding region runs from base 23 to 352 and encodes 109 amino acids. The record is from RefSeq and is a predicted model, not a curated record. Gene Ontology annotation, cellular component: nucleus; cullin-RING ubiquitin ligase complex. The transcript is spliced from 5 exons.